GGACUUUCCUUGGUGUCUUCCUUUGGCAUUAUCGAUUGUCGUAGGACUCCUCUCCUCGUGCGAGGUUAGAGACCGAGUCGCAGUGGUUCCCACUAGCACAGCAGAGUAGCGAUGGUCCGUGGAGCAGCCAAGCAGCAAGCGAGGGAGCGGAACCAGAAGCAGGCGGCUUCGCACUCUAAGGGAGGUUCGCAGCUUAAGGCUCGGGCUGAGGGCUUGAAGAUUACAUGCCCAAGCUGUAAGGGACCGAUGCCUAGUUACAAGAUCUUAGUUCAGCAUAUGGAGUCGAAGCAUCCAGGCAUAUCGGUACCGGCUGAAAGCUCCUUUGUUAAGUAGAUAGACGCGACGAGGUCAACAAACAGCCGAGUAGAGGGGGAGGCCCAUAAAAUUCUUAAAAAAAGACUGGUGGAAUAGAUUCCUGACUGAGGGAGGACUCAACAUCAUAAUCCAAGCAUUUGGAGAUCUUUCCGCUAACCUGAGGACAAUUUAUCCAUUCCCCUCGGAGCAGCCGGGGCUGUUAGUAUCCAAUGUACAAUCAUAAUCAUGUUGCGGAUGCUGGGCUGUGGACUGGACAUCUACACCAUCAAACCAUC
Messenger RNA from Spizellomyces punctatus DAOM BR117, 590 nucleotides. RefSeq lists its product as uncharacterized. The coding region runs from base 112 to 333 and encodes 73 amino acids. Lineage: Eukaryota; Fungi; Chytridiomycota; Chytridiomycetes; Spizellomycetales; Spizellomycetaceae. The transcript is spliced from 3 exons. The record is from RefSeq and is a predicted model, not a curated record.